AUGUGGGAUUCAUCGUUCUCACAUCACGCGGUCGCGUUUGGACGCUUCGGCACCUGCACCACGCCGCCAGAGCUCAAGUGCUUUGGGUGCGGCUGGGCGCUGCCGGGCGGUGAGAUGGGCAAGACCGACGGCGCCUGGGAGCGACACCGAGCGGCGGUCGGGCCGCGGCCCGCCAGCCAGCCCCUGGCCCAGUACGCCAGGCAGCGCGACACCCUGGCCCUCCAGCAACUGCUCCUGACGCUGGGCAAGCAGUUGCAGGCCGCCGAAAAGGCACAGGACAUGGCGUCGCUCGAGAAGGUCAAGAAGAAGGUCCAGUUCGUGGUGGCGAUCAACAAGGAGCACAUCGAGGCCGUGCCGGAACUGAAGCAGGGCUUCGCUGUGCUGGCCAAGCACCUCGUCGGGUCCGCCUACCCGCGCUCCUACUCCUCCCCCUCCGUCUCCGCCGCGACAUCGUCGACAUCGACGUCGCCUUCGCCCUCCUCUUCGUCCAUGCUGAGCGCCGCCACACAGACCUAUCUCGCCACCGCCGACUACAACUACUCACCCUCCAACUCUGCUUCCUCGUCUUCGUCUUCUUCAUCAUCGUCGUCGUCGUCAUCUUCUUCUUCUUCUUUGCGAUCAUCGCCCUCUGUCUCCCCGCCCUCUUCCAAUCCGUCGUCGUGGUCCACUUCGUCCAUCCCCGUCACGUCCUCCGAUUUCUACCCCGCCACCGACAGCAGCGGCUCCCAUUCCACUCAGCAGUGGGACAAUGACGACUCGCUGAAGAAGCAGUUGAUGGAGUAUUCGUGCGACAUCGCCGCAGUCGAAACCGAGACCGAGACUGAGACUGAGACCGAGCUCGAAAGCGAUGCCGACACCUGCACCGACAGCGGAAGCGGAAGCGAUGAUUCCUUCGCGGCGGAGAGUGGCGACGGCGACGACUCGCUGCGUCGCGGGCGGCCGCGGUACAAGGAGAUCGACUACCACGAACUCGCCUUCCUCGAAAAGAUCGGCUCCGGCGCGUUCGGCACCGUCUGGCGGGUGGCCAUCAAGAUCCUGCACGACAGCGACGUCUUCAACCGGCAGGUGCUCCACGAGUUCCGACGCGAGGCCGAAACCAUGCACGUCGUCGGAAACCACCCGUGCGUGGUCAAGUUCAUCGGCGUGUGCACGAAGCAGGGCCACUUCUGCAUCGUGUCCGAGUUCUGCACGAAGGGCAGCCUCGAACGACUCGUCCGCGGGAACAACCGCGCCUCCAUUCCCCUCCGCACCAUCGUGCAAAUGGCCCGCGAUGCCGCCGCCGGCAUUCUCCAUCUACACUGCGAGUCGGUCAUCCAUAGGGACAUUGCGGCGCGCAACAUCAUGAUCGGGGACAACUACUCGGCGCACGUGGGCGACUUUGGGUUUGCGCGCGUGAAGGACAAGAACGCAUCCUCCGCCUUCACUUCCACCAUCGGACCCGCCAAGUACAUGGCGCCCGAGGCCAUCAAAGAGAAGAAGUACUCGGAAAAGUCGGACGCCUUCAGCUUCGGUGUGCUGCUUUGGGAGAUGGUGACGGGCAAGGAGCCGUGGGAAGACCAGAAGUCGUUGGUGGAGAUCGCCAUCGGCGUGUCCUCUCGAGGCUGGCGGCUGCCCAUCCCCGACAACUGCCCCCCACAACUUGCCGAUCUGAUGCAUCGGUGCUGGGCGACGGAUCCCAAGGAGCGGCCGGACUUCCGCGCCAUCCACCGAACGCUCAGCAACUUCCUCCUCGCCCUGCCCGCGCCCUCGUCACCUUCAUCACCAUCGUCAUCUCCAUGA
This is a messenger RNA of Acanthamoeba castellanii str. Neff, 1779 nucleotides long. RefSeq names its product protein kinase domain containing protein. Bases 1 to 1779 code for a protein of 592 amino acids. Gene Ontology annotation, biological process: protein phosphorylation. NCBI's taxonomy places the organism in Eukaryota, Discosea, Longamoebia, Acanthamoebidae. Gene Ontology annotation, molecular function: protein tyrosine kinase activity; ATP binding. The record is from RefSeq and is a predicted model, not a curated record. The transcript is spliced from 13 exons.